Messenger RNA from Eurytemora carolleeae, 2940 nucleotides. Its product is annotated as IQ motif and SEC7 domain-containing protein 2. Bases 110 to 2725 code for a protein of 871 amino acids. The record is from RefSeq and is a predicted model, not a curated record. Gene Ontology annotation, biological process: regulation of ARF protein signal transduction. Lineage: Eukaryota; Metazoa; Arthropoda; Copepoda; Calanoida; Temoridae. Gene Ontology annotation, molecular function: guanyl-nucleotide exchange factor activity. The transcript is spliced from 2 exons.
UAUUUAGUCAGUAGUAGCUGAACUUUCGAACGAGAAGGACAUAUCAGUGUCGUGUGUUGUGAUUCAUAUUAGACAGAUUUAUAAAUUUCCAACGUAAAAUAUUCAAAGGAUGGAGGGUGUUCUGCUUCCCAGAAGCCCUGGACAUAUUCACAAGAUGGGACCCAGCUUACAGGAUAGAUGGAGAACAUAUAUAGAGACACAGGAGAACUCUGUCGAGGCCCUGAUGGCCGACUCCUACAAGACCCUCUGCAGAGACAUGAAACUAAACGAUAACUAUGAGGAAAUCUGUCGACCUGGGUUCGAUAACUCGAAGUAUCAUCGGCUUAGAUCAGAUUCAUUCAACUCUACUCUCACAGGUUUAAGCCGGGGCUCCGGUAGCAGUACAAGUACAGCAAUUACAGAUCUGUACAGUGGAAACAGGUCUCCUGCUUCCGGGUUCCAGAGAGCUGCAUUCAGUCAUGGAACACUACCCAGGAACCCUAAAUUAAUUAAGAAGGAUUCCUGCACAAACUGUGGACAUUGUCAACAAGAGGCCAAGGCACUGUCUGCCGGGUUUCAUCUAUCAGCUCCAGCUCAGGGUUCAGGAGUAUCCUGGCAAUCCCGUCCUCUUCCCAACCCGGAGACUCCUGUUCGUCGGCUUUCCUUCUCUAGUCAGGUCCACCAGCAGUCCCAAGUACAAGGAUCUCAUCAACAUGUUCCAGCAGGGAUUGCAGAGCUUGAAACAAUGUAUAAAGCAAUGAGAAAUCUAAAUAUACCUUUACCCAAUGCUCCCAAACUAACUGGAGUAAAAAUGCCAGCAGUUUAUCCUCUACAUAGCAGUGCAGAGGAACUAGAUAACCUGGAUACAGGUUCAAUACUUGGAGAGAUUCCUCCCCCACCCCCACCUGUACAGUCCCAUGCUGUCCUGGAGUCAGGACUGGGACAUGAACUUAUAUCUUCCAGAACUCCAGGUGUAACCAGAAAGCUGGAAUGGGCUAAACCUCCAAACCUACCCCUUCCUCCUCUUCCACCAAAACGAACCUCCUCCAGACUUUCAGACAUGAUGAGACCGAAGAAUCUAAACUUGAGCAAUGAUUCGGAGAACUCAAUCUACUCCCGUCCCAAACCUUUCCGGAGCUCUCUCAUGUCAACCGGAUCCAGUGAUAGCGGUGGUUCAUCUCUUCCCUCGGAUCCGGAACUACCCCUGUCUCCCUUGACCCCCUCCUCAGAGCAUGUAUUCACUUGGCCCAACUACAGUAUAUCAGGGUCCCCGGAGCAUAGAUCUGUGUCCCAGAACUGUGACAGGGACACCAACAGUGUCUACAGUGGAGGGAACAGUGUCAACACUAGCAUGACGAGUCAUUCAGGAGAAUAUGUAAAGAUGCAUCCCGUCUUCUCCCCUUCCAGUCCUGAUAGUCCGUACAUGAACCUACUGUACAGUGCUGUACAGCGACAAGGAGGUAAGGGUACGGUUGAGUCGGCUAUGUCUCCGUACCUUGCAAUGACUGGAAACCAUUUUAACAAAAAUAUUAGAAACCUGGAGAAUGCUUCUAUUGACUCGGUUUCAGCUAUAUACGCUCAGAUAGAAUCUAGCAAGGGUAGUACUGAGAAUAUAUCUAGCCGGGGGAGCAAGACCCCCACCCCACCUAAACCCCGGACCCCCAGCUCUAAAUCUAUCACAGAAUUUAGGGAUUUAAUGAUCGAGGUGGAGAGAAAAAGACAAUUUCGAGUUGGAUUAAACCUGUUCAAUACUCAACCUGAUAUUGGGUUAGAUUUUAUGGUAAAACAGGGAUUUAUUGAACUAUCUCCCGUAGCAGUGGCCAGGUUUCUUCAUUCAACACAAGAUCUCGCAAGAUCCAUGAUCGGAGAGUAUCUUGGUCAGGUCACCAAUGCUUUCUCAAUGAAGGUUCUUGAAUGCUUUAUGGAGAAUUUUGAUUUCUCCAAAUUAAGGAUAGACAAGGCAUUGAGAAAAUUUAUCCAUUCAGUUCAGAUUCCUGGAGAGGCUCAGAAGAUAGAAAAAAUAAUGGAAGUUUUUGGAAAACGGUAUUUGAAGGGAAAUCAGGUUUUUUCUUCCAAGUUAAAAAAUACAGAUUCAGUCGUAACUCUGUCAUUUGCAAUCAUGCUUCUGAGCACGGACCUUCACACACCAAACCUGAAAACAGAGAAGAAAAUGACUGAAAAAGAUUUUAUCAACAACCUAAAAGGUUCCGACAGCGGAAUAGACUUUGACCACAAGCUCCUCAAGUCCAUCUACAAGGCAAUAAAGAAGCAAGAGCUCAGAAGCGGAGUAGAUCAUGUGAUGCAGGCAGCAUUGUUACGAACAAGGAUAUCCGGAAAGGUUCCACAUCUAGCAGAGCCACACCGUCGUCUCGUCUGUCUCUGUAGACUGGCCGAGGUUGUGGACAUCAACACAAAGAAGGAGGCUGAUGCCAACAACCAUUACAGGGAUAUCUGGCUGUUUAACGACAUGAUGCUGGUGACAAAGGUGUCUGGGAAGGCUGGGAGUAGUGCUGUUUACUCCUACAAGGACUCAUUUCAUCUUUCCGGCCUCGAGGUCACACUCUUCCGAACCUCUGUUUAUAAAUACGGUAUUCAGAUCUCCAGAAAGGGUGACAGUGCUGUGCUGGCAACCCUGGCCGCAUCCAGCGAGCAUGACCAGUACAAGUUUGUCAUGGAUAUUCAAGAAUCUAUAUUUGAAAUGGAUGUAAUGGGUCAUGCUCUGAGAGACGCAAAUUUGAUCAAAUAGAUGUCCACUGUCCCCAAUAGCUUACGUGAUUGUUAACAGAUUUGAUUCUGUUUUAAAUUCUAUAAUAUUGUUUAUAAUUUUAUAUACAUUAUAUACAUCAUGGAUGUUUCUUAUAACUCUAAAUGUGAUAUUGACUAAUAAUACUUAGAUAUAGAAAUUAAGAAAAAUUUUACUGUACAUUAAGUUUAAUAAAUAAAUAAGAUUUUGCAGCUUGA